GCCUGCUUGAUACGUCCGCCAUUUUGGGCGCUUCGCUGAUGGUGUCGGUGAGCGCUUUUCCCGCCUGAGCGCAACUAGCGGCGGGUCGUGGGCACCUUCAGGAAAACUUAAGCUGCAUCCCACUUUAUUCUUGCUAAUCUGCCAAUGUGGUAAAUUGGAAGACAACAGUCACCAGGAUAUCCUGUAAUGGGCAAGGAGUCACAGAGAAGAAAACAUUUCUUUUAAUUUUUAACCUUGGUUUGAAAGACCAGCAUGUUUUGGAAAUUUGAUCUUCACUCAUCAUCCCACAUAGACACACUUCUAGAAAGAGAAGAUGUAACACUGAAGGAGUUAAUGGAUGAGGAAGAUGUUUUACAGGAAUGUAAAGCUCAGAACCGCAAACUUAUAGAGUUUCUGUUAAAAGCAGAAUGUCUGGAAGAUUUAGUCUCAUUCAUUAUAGAAGAACCACCUCAAGACAUGGAUGAAAAAAUCAGAUACAAGUAUCCAAAUAUAUCUUGUGAGUUGCUCACUUCUGAUGUCUCCCAGAUGAAUGAUAGACUGGGAGAAGAUGAAUCCUUGCUAAUGAAAUUAUAUAGCUUCCUCCUAAACGAUUCCCCCUUGAACCCACUACUUGCCAGUUUCUUCAGCAAGGUGCUAAGUAUUCUUAUCAGCAGAAAACCAGAACAGAUUGUGGAUUUCUUAAAGAAGAAACAUGAUUUUGUAGACCUUAUAAUAAAGCAUAUAGGAACUUCAGCUAUUAUGGAUUUGUUGCUCAGGCUCCUGACAUGUAUUGAGCCUCCACAGCCCAGGCAAGAUGUGCUGAAUUGGUUAAAUGAGGAGAAAAUUAUCCAGAGGCUUGUGGAAAUAGUUCAUCCAUCGCAAGAAGAAGAUCGGCAUUCAAAUGCCUCACAGUCACUUUGUGAAAUUGUUCGCCUGAGCAGAGACCAGAUGUUGCAAGUUCAGAACAGUACAGAACCAGAUCCUCUGCUUGCUACUCUAGAAAAGCAAGAAAUUAUAGAGCAGCUUCUAUCAAAUAUUUUCCACAAGGAGAAAAACGAAUCAGCUAUAGUCAGUGCAAUCCAGAUUUUGUUGACUUUACUUGAGACACGACGACCAACAUUUGAAGGCCAUAUAGAGAUCUGCCCACCAGGCAUGAGUCAUUCGGUGUGUUCAGUCAACAAGAGUGUUCUAGAAGCCAUCAGAGGAAGACUUCGAUCUUUUCAUGAGCUCCUGCUUGAGCCACCCAAGAAAAGUGUGAUGAAGACUACGUGGGGUGUAUUAGAUCCUCCUGUGGGGAACACCCGGUUGAACGUGAUCAGGUUGAUAUCCAGCCUGCUUCAAACCAAUACCAGCAGUAUAAAUGGGGACCUUAUGGAGCUGAACAGCAUUGGAGUCAUACUGGACAUGUUCUUUAAAUAUACAUGGAAUAAUUUUUUGCAUACACAAGUGGAAAUUUGUAUUGCACUGAUUCUUGCCAGUCCUUUUGAAAACACGGAAAAUGGCACAAUUACUGAUCAAGAUUCACCUGGUGACAAUAUAUUAUUGAAACAUCUUUUUCAAAAGUGUCAAUUAAUAGAAAGAAUACUUGAAGCCUGGGAAAUGAAUGAGAAGAAACAAGCUGAAGGAGGCAGACGGCAUGGUUACAUGGGACACCUCACGAGGAUAGCUAACUGUAUUGUGCACAGUACGGACAAGGGGCCCAACAGUGCAUUAGUGCAGCAGCUUAUCAAAGAUCUUCCCGAUGAAGUCAGGGAGCGAUGGGAGACGUUCUGCACAAGCUCCUUAGGAGAAACGAACAAGAGGAACACGGUAGAUCUAGUUACAACCUGCCAUAUUCAUUCAUCCAGUGAUGAUGAAAUUGACUUUAAAGAAACGGGUUUCUCACAGGAUUCCUCUUUGCAGCAAGCCUUUUCUGAUUAUCAGAUGCAACAAAUGACGUCCAAUUUUAUUGACCAGUUUGGCUUCAACGAUGAGAAGUUUGCAGACCAAGAUGACAUUGGCAAUGUUUCUUUUGAUCGGGUAUCAGACAUCAACUUUACUCUCAAUACAAAUGAAAGUGGAAAUAUCGCCUUGUUUGAAGCAUGUUGUAAGGAAAGAAUACAGCAGUUUGAUGAUGGUGGCUCUGAUGAGGAGGAUAUCUGGGAGGAAAAGCACAUUGCAUUUACACCAGAAUCCCAAAGAAGAUCCAGCUCUGGGAGUACAGACAGUGAAGAAAGUACAGAUUCUGAAGAAGAAGAUGGAGCAAAACAAGACUUGUUUGAAUCCAGUAGUGCCAACACAGAAGAUAAGAUGGAGGUAGACCUUAAUGAACCACCCACUUGGUCAGCCAACUUUGACGUUCCAAUGGAGACCACCCACGGCACUCCGUUAGACUCAGUGGGGUCUGAUGUAUGGAGCACAGAGGAGCCAAUGCCAACUAAAGAGACGGGUUGGGCUUCCUUUUCAGAGUUCACAUCAUCUCUGAGCACAAAAGAUGCUUUAAGGAGUAAUUCUCCAGUGGAAAUGGAAACUAGCACUGAAGCCAUGGACCCACUGACUCCCAGUGUUGCUGCCCUGGCAGCACAGCCGGAAGCACCAGGCAGUGUGGCCAUGGAAGCCAGCUUCGAUGGAGAGGAGGAUGCAGAAAGUACAGACAAGGUAACUGAGACAGUGAUGAAUGGCGGCAUGAAGGAAACGCUCAGCCUCACUGUAGAUGCCAAGACAGAGACUGCAGUCUUUAAAAGUGAGGAAGGAAAACUGUCUACCUCUCAAGAUGCUGCUUGUAAAGAAGUAGAGGAGAGCCCUGAGCCAGCAGAGGCAAAGUCCAUGGCCCCCCGGACCCCUAGCAGUAGUCCAGAGCAGAGUCACCCGUGGUCUGAAGAGAUAGGCCAAGCCAAAGCCCCAGCUGUGGAGCACCAGUGCGCCGGCCCGUGCACAUGGCCUCGCGGGUGGAGCCAAAGCUCACACGGGAAGAUGAAUGAGGAACUUUGUUCAGCACCUCCCCAAGUUAAUUUUUUUGAUACCGGAGAUUGUGUAUUCCUUCUGUAAGGAAUAAAGUGACCUUUAAAGCAGUUUCAGAAAAGUUGUACUUUUCCCCCUGGUCUGACUUACCCUGAAGUCUUUUGGACACUCCAGAGAACACAACCAGCAAGUACCAGCAGGGGGCCCUCUCCAUUAGCUGGUUGGAAAACCUGUAUUCAUGGCUUAGCAAGCCCAGUUUUUGUUCCUCUCAUAGAAAUUCUAGCCAGAAAGAAAAGCUUUUGUGAUGCUUUAAAAAAGUGUGUAUAAAAUUAAUAGUAAGAAUGAUGUGAGCAUGUUGGCUCUAGUGAAGGCUUUGGGAAGAAAAGGCAAGGUGUCUUUGGGCAUUGAGGGAGCAGUCCCAGCCCCAGGUGCUCCAAAGGGCUGGGCCAAGUCUCUCAUCUGGGGUUUUCAGUGCAUACUUUUAAGAUGGUCUUUUGAGCUGGGAAUGGUGGCGCACACCUGUAAUCCCAGCACUCGAGAGGUUGAGGCAAGAGGAUCACCAGGGGUUUGAGGCCAGCUUGUAUUUCAAAUGGAGACCCUGUCUUACAAGAUGGUCUUUUGUUAGAUCUCGUUCCCAGUUAUGUCACCUCCCCAAUUUCUACCCGUCCAGUUUCAUUCAUACUGAGGGCUGCAUACAAGGCACGAUCCUGCAGGUCUGUCCCGGUUUGGAAUAGUGGCUGCUGGAGUUCCUUCUUGGUUUCCCAUAAAUGUUAGAGAAGAGAGUGGGUUGUUUUCUGGUUCUCUGCACUGCAGAAAUUAGCCUGAGGGGAGCCCACUUGCCUUUCUCUCUGACUAGAAGCACAUGACAUGCAGAGCUCUGCCCUUCAUGGGGCUGAGGUGGUGGAGGAGGCAUUGGGGUGAGGCAUGAAAUAGGAGGGGUACCACUUGCAUCCCUGCAUUCAUCCACCCAUCCUUCCGUCCAGCAUACAUCACAGUGGCAGUCACUGGUGGCUACUGGCAGAGCAGCAGACGGACCACUCAUAACUUAAGGCAUAUGUUGGGGAGGAAGCUGUAAGGCUAGAAUGGGAAUGAGGUAAAGAGUCCGUGUUAGGUAGAGUGGGGAGGCCUCUGAGUGGCAUCAAGCUGGAAUUAAGGAAGGCACAAGUAAGCCCAGUGUCUCGAUGCCUCACAGUGGAGGGGAGCGGUACUGUGGCAGUGUGAAGACCACAGCUGCUUCAAGUGGCUCCUUGCCACAGCCUGAUAGUACUGUGGUCCUUUAGAAGCCAGGAGUGCUGCCUGCUCUGAGCUUGGAGAUGCGCAUUGCCCAGAUCCUGCUUCGCUGCUGUUUAUCAGGCCUGCUCUCUGUACCAGCCAACACUUUGGAUUGUCCUGUACAUCCACCCUGUAGGGUGGGAGGUUAGUGUCCCCCUUUUACAGGGAUGAAAAACAAACUGAGAAAGAUUAAGAAAUUUGCUUAAGAGCACACAGCCAAACAUACGUAUUCUGCAAAGGCAGGAUACAUACGUUGGGCUCCAGAACACUGUUCCCAUGCCUGUGACAUCAUCACACGUAAGCAGAGCUGACGUAUGUGGAGCUGACUUUGGCUUCACUGCUGUAACUUGCAGGUACCAGGAACUGAAAGCAUUCUAAUAACAAAGUUUAGAGUGCUAAGUAAAAAGUACUUGUGCUGGGUCUUGUGAUCUGGGUACUCUGGGAGAUUGAGGCAGGAAAAUUGCGUUUGAGCCUGUUCUGGGCAACUUUGUGACUUAGUGAGCUCCUGUCCUAAAUAAAAAAUUAAAAAGGGCCGGCAGUGUAAGUCAGUGGAAAGACUCUGGGUUCAAUUCCCAGUACUGGCAAAAAUAAAAAGUGGUUUUAUUCUUCCCAGCUACAGCUCUAAGCUUGCUUUUCUGCUUUAUAAAACAUUGCUUAAAGGCUUUAUGAAUAUCACACACUCAUUGUGAUUUUGGCAAGAAUGCAGCACUUGUUCGUUGGUAUACUGUUCCGCCUUUUUUUUUGUCUCCCAGUUUUUAGCCUGAUGUUUGUUUUGCAAGAGGCCUUGUUCAUAUAGACUUUGUUUGUAAUAGUUUGUCGUAUUUACAAGAAAAGUUUCCUUUCAUUUUCCUUUCCUGAUAACAAACCCCUGCGUUUUGAGAGACAUUCUGCUUGUAUUCUGUUCUGUGGGACAGAAAAAAGCUUCUCGGAGGAGGGCUGACCACAUAGCUCCUGCAGGCUCUGGGAGCAACAGUGUGGAAACCACUGACCUCUCGAGUGGUCCUUGGACCUCAGGGAGGGUGACUUCCACAGGGCAUCUGCGCUCUGCUCUGCAGCUCUUGCUAACAAGCGCUCCCUGCCCUUGGGCUAAACGAAGUUCAGUCUCUUCCUCCGGUUUCUGCCUCAAGUGCUUCAGAUGUCUGUCU
This is a messenger RNA of Chinchilla lanigera (long-tailed chinchilla), 5336 nucleotides long. It is a transcript of the gene Ppp6r3, whose product is annotated as protein phosphatase 6, regulatory subunit 3. Gene Ontology annotation, molecular function: protein phosphatase regulator activity; protein phosphatase binding. The record is from RefSeq and is a predicted model, not a curated record. NCBI's taxonomy places the organism in Eukaryota, Metazoa, Chordata, Mammalia, Rodentia, Chinchillidae. Gene Ontology annotation, cellular component: cytosol; nucleus. The transcript has 24 exons. The coding region runs from base 253 to 3006 and encodes 917 amino acids.